ACUCCGAAGCUGUCCGAGUGUCACGUCAGCGCACGGGCUUUGAGGAAGUUCCACGUCACAUUUGCCUGCCGUGCACAGACACAACUGCAGCCGAAAAAACACUCUCUCGGUGGACGAUAUACAAUAUUACAACUGAAGGAGACCAAAACCAGCAAACGCAAACAUGCCUCUGAGGCUGGACAUCAAGCGCAAACUCACGGCUCGAUCUGACCGUGUCAAAAGCGUAGACCUUCAUCCAUCCGAGCCAUGGAUGCUGGCCAGUCUGUACAACGGCAGUGUGUGUGUGUGGAACCAUGAAACACAAACUCUGGUUAAGACGUUUGAAGUAUGUGACCUGCCAGUAAGAGCCGCCAAGUUUGUUGCCAGGAAAAAUUGGGUCAUAACUGGUGCUGAUGACAUGCAAAUUCGGGUUUUCAACUACAACACAUUAGAGCGAGUACACAUGUUUGAGGCCCAUUCAGAUUACAUUCGCUGCAUCGCUGUGCAUCCCACCCAGCCCUACAUCCUCACGAGCAGCGAUGACAUGUUGAUAAAGCUGUGGGACUGGGAGAAGAAAUGGUCCUGCAGUCAGGUGUUUGAGGGCCACACACACUACGUGAUGCAGAUUGUCAUCAACCCCAAGGACAACAACCAGUUUGCGAGUGCAUCACUGGACAGAACCAUCAAGGUUUGGCAGCUGGGCUCUUCCUCUCCUAACUUCACUCUGGAGGGUCAUGAUAAGGGGGUGAACUGCAUUGAUUAUUACAGUGGAGGAGAUAAACCCUACCUCAUAUCUGGAGCUGAUGACAGACUGGUCAAGAUUUGGGACUAUCAGAAUAAGACAUGUGUGCAGACUCUCGAGGGUCACGCUCAGAAUGUGUCCUGUGUCAACUUCCACCCAGAGCUGCCAAUCAUCAUCACUGGAUCAGAGGAUGGUGAGUCAUGGCACAUCUUUAGGAUAAUCACUUUUAUAAAACUGCACUGCCUCAUUCCUGGCACAAAUAUUUUUUAUUACUUUUUAGGCUGUAAUGGUACAUGUAUUUGUUCUGAACCAUACGGUACGGGCGUCACGGUUCGCUUCUUGUAUCUGUCUUCUGUUAAGGCACAGGUUCGUAUCUGGCACUCCAGCACUUACCGUCUAGAGAGCACCCUGAACUAUGGCAUGGAGCGGGUGUGGUGUGUGUCUGGCCUGCGUGGCUCCAACAAUGUGGCACUGGGCUAUGACGAAGGCAGCAUCAUUAUCAAGCUUGGUCGUGAGGAGCCAGCCAUGUCAAUGGAUACCAGCGGAAAGAUUAUUUGGGCCAAGCACUCAGAAAUUCAGCAGGCUAACCUCAAAGCCAUGGGAGAUGCUGAGAUCAAGGAUGGCGAGAGGCUGCCACUGGCAGUGAAGGACAUGGGCAGCUGUGAGAUCUACCCCCAAACUAUCCAGCACAAUCCUAAUGGCAGGUUUGUGGUGGUGUGUGGAGAUGGAGAGUACAUCAUCUACACCGCUAUGGCUCUGAGGAACAAGAGCUUUGGAUCUGCACAGGAGUUUGUCUGGGCCCAUGAUUCAUCUGAGUACGCGAUUCGGGAAAGCAGCAGUGUGGUGAAGAUCUUCAAAAAUUUUAAGGAGAAAAAAUCUUUUAAGCCAGACUUUGGAGCAGAAGGCAUCUAUGGUGGUUUCUUGCUGGGCGUCAGAUCAGUGAAUGGCUUGGCUUUCUAUGACUGGGAUAACACAGAGCUGAUUCGUCGCAUUGAGAUCCAGCCCAAACACAUUUUCUGGUCUGACUCUGGUGAGCUGGUUUGCAUUGCCACAGAGGAGUCUUUCUUCAUCCUGCGCUAUCUGUCAGAGAAGGUGGCUGCAUCACAAGAGUCAAAUGAGGGGGUCACUGAAGAUGGUAUCGAAGAUGCUUUUGAGGUCCUAGGAGAGAUUCAGGAAGUGGUAAAGACGGGUCUGUGGGUGGGAGACUGUUUCAUUUACACCAGCUCAGUCAACAGACUCAACUACUUUGUUGGAGGAGAGAUUGUCACCAUUGCUCACCUGGACAGAACCAUGUACCUUCUGGGAUACAUUCCUAAAGACGACCGUCUUUACCUGGGUGAUAAGGAGCUGAACAUUGUCACGUACUCUCUUCUGGUGUCUGUCCUGGAGUACCAGACUGCUGUCAUGCGCAGAGACUUUGGCAUGGCUGACAAAGUGCUGCCCACCAUCCCUAAAGAACAGAGAACCAGAGUUGCCCACUUCCUGGAAAAACAGGGUUUCAAGCAGCAGGCCUUGGCCGUGUCCACUGAUCCAGAGCACCGGUUUGAGCUGGCGCUGCAGUUAGGAGAGCUGAAAAUCGCCUACCAGCUAGCAGUGGAAGCUGAGUCUGAGCAGAAGUGGAAGCAGCUGGCAGAGUUGGCCAUCAGUAAGUGCCAGUUUGGUUUGGCACAGGAGUGCCUCCAUCAUGCCCAGGACUAUGGAGGUCUUCUGCUCCUGGCCACUGCAUCUGGCAAUGCUUCUAUGGUUGCCAAGCUUGCAGAGGGGGCAGAGCGUGACGGAAAAAACAACGUUGCCUUUAUGACCUACUUCCUGCAGGGAAAACUGGACAACUGUUUGGAGCUCCUGAUCAAGACCAAUCGUCUGCCAGAAGCAGCCUUUCUUGCCCGCACAUAUCUGCCCAGCCAAGUGUCCAGGGUGGUGAAGCUUUGGAGAGAGAGCUUGUCUAAAGUGAAUCAGAAAGCUGCAGAGUCUCUGGCAGAUCCGACAGAGUAUGAGAACUUGUUCCCAGGCCUGAAAGAGGCGUUUGUGGCAGAGCAGUACCUGAGAGAGACCUGCCUCGGCAAAACCAGACCUGCCUCCGACUACCCACUGAUCACGCCCAAUGAAGAAAGGAACGUGCUGGAGGAGGCCAGUGGUUAUGAACCAAAAGGAAUUAUCCCCACUCCUACAGAGCAGGUGAAGGCCUCAGAGGAGGCCCCAGAGGAUGUGGGUGUUCUGGCCUCAGUGAUGGCAGCCGUCUCGGCUCCAGUAGUUGCUGCCAUGAGUCAUGCAGAAUCCCAGCCUCCUCAGAAGGUCGAGGAAAAGACAGAGGAAGAGCCUGCCAAAAUAACAGCAGCAGAACAAAAGGUUAUUGAUGAACUGGAGGAUGAUUUGGAUAACAUGGAACUUGAUGACAUCGACACCACAGACGUCAAUCUGGACGACGACUUCUUAGAUGACUAAACCCCCAGCACUGAAGCAUCGAGUUUAUUUAAGCGACCAAACCUUUUUUAUUUGUUCCUGUCAGACCUGCAGAGCUGAAGUCUUGGGUAGACUGGGCUGAAUAUAAAUAUGUCUUUUAGGACGUGCCAGGAAUGUGCAUUAUUGAUGGUGAAUUUUUGUACUUCAUUCUGGACCUUCACUUUACAUUUUACCUGUACAUCAAGGUAUACGUUGAUUCUUGUGUGUUUGGCCAUGAUAAAUCAUGGUCCCAUUAUUCAUAAUAAAGAUAUCUGCUAUACUUACAA
Molecule: messenger RNA, 3447 nt
Organism: Ctenopharyngodon idella (grass carp)
Lineage: Eukaryota; Metazoa; Chordata; Actinopteri; Cypriniformes; Xenocyprididae
Gene: copb2
Product: COPI coat complex subunit beta 2
Exons: 23
Coding region: 164-3163 (999 amino acids)
Biological process (GO): intra-Golgi vesicle-mediated transport; intracellular protein transport; retrograde vesicle-mediated transport, Golgi to endoplasmic reticulum
Cellular component (GO): COPI vesicle coat
Molecular function (GO): structural molecule activity; protein binding
Source: RefSeq, a predicted model, not a curated record